UCAGCCAACAAUUGCACAGAAGCACCAAGAGUGGAUGGACACUCAUCAUACUUACUCAUCUCAGGCAACAAGAGCAAUAAAGAAGCACUUUAAUUUACAGGCAUGGAUUGCAACAUGGUCAAAAUGAUCACACAUGGUGUGUUAGACAUCUUAAUUAACUUCUUUAUCUCAAAGUACAAUCAGCUACCUUCACUGAUAUUCAGGUUUAUUAUCUGGACUAAGCGUCUGAGUAUGGGUGUGAAGGUGAAGUAUCUUGACAGUGAGGGCUACCGGUUCAGAUACUUCACGCGAGGGAAGCCUGGAUCCCAACCAUCUGUGCUGAUGCUUCAUGGAUUCUCCCUCAACAAAGACAUGUGGUUAAAUACCAUUGGAGUCUUUCCUAAGGACCUCCACUUGAUCUGCCUUGAUCUGCCAGGUCACGGGGGAACCACUCGCUUGCUCGCAGAAAGUCACACGGCAGUUGCUCAAGCUAAAAGAAUACACCAGUUUGUCCAGUGUGCUGGCCUGAACCACAAGCCUUUCCACCUGGUUGGCAUGUCCAUGGGAGGCAUGGUUGCUGGGGUUUAUGCCGCUCUCUAUCCAGCCCACGUCUCCUCUUUAGCCCUCCUCUGCCCAGCUGGUCUGAAGAUUCCAAAACAAACCGAACUCUUUCUGUGGUUAAAAAAGCUAGUUUUAUCAAAGGAUCCUGCUGAGCCUGCUCUUGUUUCGCUUACUAAGGAGCGAAUAGAAAACUUCAUGAAAAUUUGCCUAUACCAACCCAGUUUUUUAAAGAUGCAGCUCCUAAAGGGAUACCUUGAGGAUCGGAAACCAAGUAAGAUGUUUUUUACAUUGUGUUUUCUGGACCUCACCAGCACUGAAUCGAAGUAUAGCCUCCAUGACAACAUGAGGAAAAUCAAAGCUCCCACCCAGAUCAUUUGGGGAAAGGAGGACAAGGUUUUUGAUUCUUCGGGUGCAGAAAUUCUGGCGGCUGCCAUUCCUAAUUCCCAAGUGCAUUGGCUGGAAAAAUGUGGACACUUCAUAACCCUCGAGAGACCCAGGACAUCUGCAAGGCUCCUCUUGGAAUUCUACAAAUCAGUCUGUGACUCAGCUGCGCAGAAGAAGGUGGCCUGAGGCUCAGGAAGUGCCAGAUGGCUGGAGACCGGCAAGACCCAUAUUAACUUCUUUGGCUGAUACAAUGGGAGCUACAACUAGAUACUUAGUAGGCAGCAGAGGAGGUGAAGACCUAGAGAAAAUAACCACCACCAUUCCAUAGACAGGUCAAGAAUUGAUCCAACUUUCUAAUGAAACUUGUACUUGUGUGUGUGUAGCAUUGUUGCGUUACUCCAUGUAGCUACGUUUACCUCUUCUUCACACCAAUUGCCUUUCCUCUGUUGUUGAAAUUGAGGCCUGAGCAAAGAAUAUUUCCAAAUAUGGUCAGAACAGCUUUUCAGAUUUCUGCAUUGUAAAGUUGUAUGGUUUCUGGCACAGUGACCCAGAACCAAAAUUUCCUCAAUUUUCUCCAAUAUCAAAGGAACAGCUCCAAAUAGGAAGAUAAAUCAGAUGUCAGACACUCCAACCUAUUGCCUCUGGAAUCUAUUUAUUUUAGGAACCCUGAUACCAAAAAGAUUCCAAUGAUGACAGAUAGAACAAGGCUGCUUGGCUGACUUCGUGCAACAGCCAAAGUCUGCUCUGAGAAAAGGAAAUUUUAGAUUAGCAGGGAGCAAAGGGUUUCAUCUCUACCUUGUCAAUCUAUCCCAGCAGGGCACUGGAUUUAAUUAUUUCAAUUGUAUCUUUCUACUUUUUACAGGAUUAAAAAUAGUUUUAAAAAUUCCUCCCUUGGGGGCAUGCUGAGCCUGCAAUAUAGCAAGGACUUUGUGGCAAUAUUUUGUACAAAUAUGUGAGUUAAAAACCCACUUCCCUAAUAUGGCGAGAAAGAAUAUCAGAUUAAGGUUUGAAAAUCAGUGAUCCUCAGUGCUGCGUCCACUGUUAAUUGCAUCUACUUUAAUUCUCUUGGAAGUGGUGAAUUGUUGUUUGGUACCUUCAAGUCAGUCUUUACUCCUGUUUACUGCCUGGAUUAUUCCUAAAGUUUUCUUCACAAAA
Molecule: messenger RNA, 2079 nt
Organism: Pantherophis guttatus
Lineage: Eukaryota; Metazoa; Chordata; Lepidosauria; Squamata; Colubridae
Product: monoacylglycerol lipase ABHD6-like
Biological process (GO): acylglycerol catabolic process
Cellular component (GO): membrane; AMPA glutamate receptor complex
Molecular function (GO): monoacylglycerol lipase activity
Source: RefSeq, a predicted model, not a curated record